GGCCGCUCCGCGCAGAUGGCCACUCAAGUGGAGCCGCUGCUGCCGGCGGGCGCCCCGCUGCUGCAGGCCGACGAACACGGCCUGGCGAGGAAGAAGCCGGCGCCUGACGCCCAGGCCGAGUCGGGCCCGGGCGACGGCGGCGGUGAGCCCGACGGCGGUGCCCGCAGGCCGCGGCCCGCCUGUGCCAGGCCGGGCCGCGACGGCUCGGAGCGCGAGAGCCCGCGGCCACCAGCUGCUGCCGAAGCCCCAGCGGGAAGCGACGGCGAGGACGGCGGCCGGCGUGACUUCGUGGAGGCACCUCCGCCCAAGGUGAACCCGUGGACGAAACACGCGCCGCCGCCGGCCGCGGUGAACGGACAGCCGCCUCCAGAACCUUCUGCUCCAGCCAAGGUGGUGAGAGCAGCUGCUCCUAAACAGCGUAAGGGCAGCAAGGUUGGUGACUUUGGAGAUGCAAUCAACUGGCCUACGCCUGGAGAGAUAGCCCACAAGAGCGUCCAGCCACAGUCACACAAGCCUCAGCCCGCCCGUAAGCUGCCAGCCAAGAAGGAUAUGAAAGAGCAAGAGAAAGGAGAUGGAAGCGAUAGUAAGGAGAGCCCCAAAACAAAGUCAGAUGAAUCAGGGGAGGAAAAAAAUGGGGAUGAGGACUGUCAGCGAGGCGGGCAGAAGAAGAAAGGGAACAAACACAAGUGGGUUCCGUUGCAAAUAGACAUGAAGCCUGAAGUACCUAGAGAGAAAUUGGCCUCACGCCCCACUCGCCCGCAGGAGCCAAGACACACACCUGUUAGCCGAGGGGAGAUCAAAGGAUCUGAACCUGCCACCUAUAUGCCUGUACCUGUGGCCCCACCCACCCCAGCCUGGCAACCAGAGACCAAACCGGAGCCUGCCUGGCACGACCAGGAUGAGACAUCGAGUGUGAAGAGUGAUGGGGCUGGUGGGGCGCGGGCUUCCUUCCGUGGCCGUGGACGGGGGCGUGGUCGUGGACGGGGCCGUGGACGGGGUGGCACUCGAACCCACUUUGACUACCAGUUUGGUUACCGAAAGUUUGAUGGUACAGAGGGACCUCGCACCCCCAAGUACAUGAAUAUCACUUACUACUUUGACAAUGUCAGCAGUACUGAGAUUUACAGUGUGGACCAGGAGCUGCUCAAGGAUUAUAUCAAGCGCCAGAUUGAAUACUACUUCAGUGUGGACAAUUUAGAGCGAGACUUCUUCCUGAGACGGAAAAUGGAUGCUGAUGGCUUUCUUCCCAUCACCCUUAUUGCUUCCUUUCACCGUGUACAGGCCCUAACCACUGACAUUUCACUCAUCUUUGCGGCUCUAAAGGACAGCAAAGUGGUAGAGAUCGUUGAGGAGAAAGUCCGCAGGAGGGAAGAACCUGAAAAGUGGCCACUACCUGGUCCCCCAAUAGUGGAUUAUUCACAAACUGAUUUCUCUCAGCUUCUCAACUGCCCAGAGUUUGUUCCUCGCCAGCACUACCAGAAGGAGACAGAGUCGGCACCUGGCUCUCCCCGUGCAGUCACCCCAGUGCCAACCAAAACAGAGGAGGUCAGCAACCUGAAGACUCUUCCAAAGGGCCUGUCUGCCAGCCUCCCAGACCUGGAUUCUGAGAGCUGGAUUGAAGUGAAGAAAAGGCCUCGGCCCUCACCAGCACGCCCAAAGAAGUCAGAGGAGCCCAGGUUCUCCCACUCAACUGCUCUGCCUCAGCACCUUCCUUCCCAGCCCCUGACGUCUAAAGAUCAGGAUGAGCAAGAAGAACUAGAUUUCCUGUUUGACGAGGAGAUGGAGCAGAUGGAUGGGCGGAAGAACACCUUCACUGCCUGGUCUGAUGAGGACUCUGACUACGAAAUCGAUGACCGGGAUGUCAACAAGAUCCUCAUUGUCACUCAAACACCACCUUACAUGCGUCGGCACCCUGGGGGGGACCGCACAGGCAACCACACUUCUCGUGCCAAGAUGAGUGCUGAGCUGGCCAAGGUUAUUAAUGACGGGCUCUUCUACUAUGAGCAAGACCUAUGGACUGAGAAGUUUGAGCCUGAGUAUUCACAGAUCAAGCAAGAAGUUGAGAACUUCAAGAAAGUGAAUAUGAUUAGUCGGGAGCAAUUUGACACUCUGACCCCUGAGCCCCCUGUGGAUCCCAACCAGGAGGUUCCUCCUGGGCCACCUCGGUUCCAACAAGUUCCUACUGAUGCCCUGGCCAACAAGCUGUUUGGUGCUCCUGAGCCCUCCACCAUUGCCCGUUCUCUACCAACCACUGUCCCAGAGUCACCAAACUACCGAAACGCCAGGACUCCCCGCACACCCCGGACUCCCCAGCUCAAAGACUCUAGUCAGACAUCACGGUUUUACCCUGUGGUAAAAGAAGGACGGACUCUAGAUGCCAAGAUGCCUCGAAAAAGAAAGACAAGACACAGCUCGAACCCCCCCCUGGAGAGUCAUGUGGGCUGGGUGAUGGAUUCUCGGGAGCACAGGCCCAGGACUGCUUCUAUUAGCUCCAGUCCUUCAGAGGGAACACCUGCAGUUGGCAGCUAUGGCUGUACCCCUCAGUCACUGCCCAAAUUCCAGCAUCCUUCCCAUGAGCUGCUCAAGGAAAAUGGCUUCACACAACAUGUCUACCACAAGUACCGGAGGCGCUGCCUUAAUGAGCGGAAGCGCUUGGGCAUUGGCCAGUCUCAGGAGAUGAACACUCUCUUCCGCUUUUGGUCCUUCUUCCUCCGAGAUCACUUUAAUAAAAAGAUGUAUGAGGAGUUCAAGCAGCUGGCACUGGAGGAUGCCAAAGAAGGCUACAGAUAUGGUUUGGAGUGCCUUUUUCGAUACUACAGUUAUGGUCUGGAGAAGAAGUUCCGACUGGACAUAUUCAAGGAUUUCCAGGAGGAGACUGUAAAAGACUAUGAGGCUGGCCAGCUCUAUGGAUUGGAGAAGUUUUGGGCCUUCUUGAAAUAUUCUAAAGCCAAAAAUUUGGACAUUGACCCCAAACUGCAAGAAUACCUCGGCAAAUUCCGACGUCUGGAAGACUUCCGGGUGGAUCCCCCCAUGGGUGAGGAAGGCAACCACAAGCGACAUCCAGUGGUAGCAGGAGGCAGCGGUGAGGGCAGGAAGCGCUGCCCUUCCCAGUCUUCCAGCAAGCCCACCACUGGGUUGAGCCAACCCUCCACGACAUCUACUGGCCAGGCCACCCGAGAAGAUGCCAAAUGGACGAGCCAGCACUCAGACACACUGACUUUGGGAAAGUGAAUUCCCAGAAGCCCCCUGGGAUUUGGAAUAGAAGGGGUGGGGUGGGCGAGGAUCCAUGGGGGUGCCCAGUCCCAGGAGAGUGAAUAAGGAAGGGACAGGCCUGGAGUUACUAAGGAUGGGCCUUUGCGCUAAGUAGCAGCUAUUAGCGGUGACCCUGGGCAGGAGCCUCCAAGUAACCCCUUCCCCUCCUGUCUCUAUGACUUCCAUCUUAACGUCUAAGGGGGGAGGGGAAGGGGGAAGAUUUUAUAUACAUAUAUAUAUAUAUACAUAUAUAUAUAUCAAGUUUUAAAUUAUUGAUAGUUUGUCUGGAUUACCAAAAUCACUCUUCAGCCCUUCCCACGGCUGUUACGCCGACCUGUCGCCCGGCCUCUUCCCGCUCCCCUCGAGCCAACUAUGCAGCCCACCAGAAUGCUCUGGUGGUGCCCAUGGGCCCAGAAGGACCAGCCCCUCAAUCAUCUGGGGUUUGUCACCGCCAAGUCCCUGGUGUUCCACACGCCCUUCUGCCACCUCUGGGGGAAAGAAACCAAAGGAUCUCAGUGGGGGUGGGGAGCUUCGGCCUCUUCCCCCAUCUUCCCAGCCCGGAGACGCUGCUCAAACCAGAAGAGACUAUUAAAAGAUGAUUCAUUUUAUUUUAUUUUUUUUUCUCUGACCUUUCCAUCCUUGGGAAAACUGAAAAAAGAAAAAAA
Acomys russatus (golden spiny mouse) is the source of this 3917-nucleotide messenger RNA. RefSeq names its product La ribonucleoprotein 1, translational regulator (gene Larp1). Gene Ontology annotation, molecular function: RNA cap binding. Bases 16 to 3231 code for a protein of 1071 amino acids. Gene Ontology annotation, biological process: positive regulation of translation; mRNA stabilization. NCBI's taxonomy places the organism in Eukaryota, Metazoa, Chordata, Mammalia, Rodentia, Muridae. Gene Ontology annotation, cellular component: cytoplasmic stress granule; cytosol. The transcript is spliced from 19 exons. The record is from RefSeq and is a predicted model, not a curated record.